AUGGAGAAUUCAUCAUCGUGUUCGUCUACUUUGAAAGUUACAUGCCAAGCAAACAAAACAUCUUUGUGGAAGAUAAGGAAGAUCUUAACAGAGAAAAGUGAAGGUUGGCUUGAUUUUGAUAAUAACAGCCAUGUUGAGAAAUAUCUUUUGAAACAUUUGAUCAAGUCGAUUAACAUAAUUAAAAAAGACCCUAUAAAGAUAAAGAUCGACGAUUACGAUAGGGGACACCAGCACGAGGUUAUUUUCGGGUAUUUUCAUGAAACUGAUAAAUAUUAUCUUGGGGAAAUAUGGAGGUUGAAGGAGCUUAGUGUUGGAGAUGAAGUUGGAUUCUUCUACGAUCCCAUAGCAAAGAACGUGUGUUUCUCUGUGUUGAAACAAGCUAAACCCUAUGUUCAAAAGAAAUAA
This is a messenger RNA of Eruca vesicaria subsp. sativa (arugula), 405 nucleotides long. The record is from the annotation of a GenBank genome assembly. NCBI's taxonomy places the organism in Eukaryota, Viridiplantae, Streptophyta, Magnoliopsida, Brassicales, Brassicaceae.